UGGGACCCCUCCCAUACUAUUUGGUGAGAAAUGCCAAAAAGGCAUUCACAAUCAGUCCUCAACCCAUAUGCUCGACCAGACCAUCAUCCUGGAGGAGAGAAGCUCUGCAAAAACUCCAUUUUCAUCCAUCAUACACGCACCAAGCUAGGAGAGGAAAAAGGAAGGGAAGAGAGAAGAGAAAAGAGGAGUUUAGGUGGGAAAACUUGUGUUUAACAAGGUAUUCAAGGAACUUUCACGGAGUUGAAAGGGUCAACGGAGUUGUCGCCGGAGUUCGUUGAAGUUCGCCGGAGUUUCACCGAAGCUAAAUCUGGAAGGCUAGAACUUCAUAAGCUUCAUUAAGGUUAAGGCUAGAGUCCUACUACCUGCACCUUUGCCUAGGGUGAUCGUCCAAAGAGGAAGACGUGGUUCGUGCUUCCAUUCGUAUUUGAAAUUUAUAAACUGCUCAUGGAUUUUUGAACAAUGUUUUCCUUAAAACAGUUGGGGUCUGCGUGCCCGUGUUUGCCAUGUGUGGCUAAGUAUCAAACAUAUUAUUAUUUCCGCAUUUGUUUGAUUAUGAUAUUGAUAUUUAUUGUAUGUGUUUACUAAUCGGUUUGGCAAUAGAAACAAUCGGACGCCUUGUACAAUUCAAUAGGGGUGAACUGUUGUUGUUCUUAUUGGGUUGUACGGCGGUUGUCUACGUGGCUCGGAUGCGGUCCGGGGCGUGACAUUAUCUAAGGUGGCUAGUCCAAUAGUUGCAAGGAGAUUACAGUAUCUUUAAUGAGUAUGUGUGUCGCGAGCCUUAAUGAGUAUGUGUGUCGCGAGUUCGAGCUUAUAUACUCUAAAUAGCUACAACCUUCGUCCCUUAAAACUUUGCCAAGUUUGACCGGCAUAAGGAUUAAUAAAGUAAAAACCGUGUGGUUGAGGUUUGUGCAGAUGAGAGAAAAUUAACUGGAACCACAAAUUCUUUACUUAAAAGGGAAAGUGGCAAAGUUAGUGGAACAUCCAAAAAAAGAAAGUUGGUAAAGUUUUAAGGGACGGAGGAGUAUGAGAAUGCAUGUAAAUGGCUAUUAUAAAGUUUGAGUUUAUAAAAGUACAAGUUGAUUUGAUGUUUCAAAUACACAUUACAUUUUAUGUUUUAAUGUAUAUGGUUGUUGUGUAAUUUAAUAUAAUAUAUAUUUAAAUAAUUGUAAUUUAAACAUACUCGGGCCCUAAAUACCCGGGCUGGGCCCGAACUUCACCAAAUUCACCCCAGGAUCGGGAGCGGAUCCAUACCUAGCCCUGGGUGGAGGUUAAACUAUCAUACGAGUAUGUCACCAGUAUAUCAACAUCCACACAGCAGUGGCGAAUCUAGGCAUCGGAGGUCACUGUAUGUAUAUAAAAUUUCAAAAUAAAAACAUCUUUACAAUAUGAAUACUAGAAUACAAAAUGUAAUUUACAUUGUAAAAAAACAAUAAAUUCGUAAUUAUUUAUUGCUAUUUUUCUUUUUAAUUACUUCCUCCGCCUCGCUAAGAUUGUCCUAUUUUACGUUUUCAAUUUAUCCACUAAGAUUGUCUCAUACCAAAUUUGCUAAAUUUUGUGCGUCUCUAAAUCAUUCUUACUUUAUCAAUUCAAUAUCAGCCACAUAACACUUUUUUAUUGGCUUUUUUAUUGGCUCGAGUGUUACUUCCUCUUGUCCUUUUUGACAUAAAUACAUGUAUAUAAGCGUAUACAAUUAUAUUCCUAUAUUUUACUAUCGCUAUUUAUUUCAUUCAUGAGAGCAAAAAUUAAGAUAACGCAUCGUGAUUUAAAUGUUGAAUAAAUUGGAAUACGGAGUAUUAGAGAAUACAAUGUAGACUGUUAAAAUACUAAUAAUGAUAAUUACAAUAAAAAUAAUCUAAUCAUUUAUAUAGAGACGUGGAUGACCAAAGCUGCUUGCCUGCUCUUCAUAAUUUGAAAAAAAAAAUGCCAAUGGGGCCUAGAAUUUGAUGCUUUUAGAAUAUGGGACCUCAAGUCCAUCUGUGGCUUCAAGAAGAGGUGUUUGAGAGUUUUACACCUCAUCCAAGAGACUCUCAACUUAUCAAGAAGAUUGCCUUGAUUAGAGAUCAAAUUGUGGCUAAAUUUGAUAAUACCCAAGCUGUCAUUGGUUACCUUGAGACUAUUUCUACCAAUGCUAAGCUUUCCUCUGCCAAAGUGUAUGAUUUGCUUCGGAUUAAGGGGGAUGCUCAUAGUUGGAUGUCCUUCAUUUGGAAAAGCUAUAUCCCCCCAAAUUCUCCUUCAUGGUUUGGUUAGCUUUUCGCAACAGGUUAGCUACUUUUGAUAAUUUACGUAGGCUUGAUGUUGUUAACAUUUGCCCUUUUUGUAAGGGUGGUCCCGAAUCGGUACCACACCUAUUUUUUGCGUGUGUUUUUGCAGGUAAUGUUUGGCAAAAAGUCAAGAGGUGGCUGCAGCUUCCUAGGAGGAUGGGCACCUUGCAUAGCUCGUUGAAUUGGAUCAAGAAAGAGAGGCAGGGCUCGGGAAUCAAAGCAAAGGCUGCCAGGAUCGCUUUUUGCUACACCGUUUACUGGAUAUGGAGAACCCGGAACGCUACUUGCUUUGAUGGCUUGACUCCAAGAGAAGAUGAUGUUUUUGCCAGAAUCCAAUAUAUUACUUACAAGAUUCUGUAUAGUAUCUACCCGUUUGAGCUUGUAAACUUGUAAGCUUUUGCGUAACCUUCACUUCUGUUUUGGUGGAGGUUUUGCUUGUUUGUGCAGUGUGGGAUGGCUUGUUUGGCUGUUUUGUGCUUCUCCCUCUCCGUAUGGGGUGGGUAGUUGCGUUUUUUGGCAGGCUGUUUUGCUGGUUUUGGGUUGUCCAUGACUCCAUGUUGUGGACAACUUGCAUUUUUGUCUUCUGUUUGUCUGUACAUUCUUGAACCCCUUUUUCUUGGGUGUUUCUUUCUUAAUAUACUUACAGUUCAC
Cuscuta europaea is the source of this 2912-nucleotide messenger RNA. NCBI's taxonomy places the organism in Eukaryota, Viridiplantae, Streptophyta, Magnoliopsida, Solanales, Convolvulaceae. The record is from the annotation of a GenBank genome assembly.